Molecule: messenger RNA, 2535 nt
Organism: Oldenlandia corymbosa var. corymbosa
Lineage: Eukaryota; Viridiplantae; Streptophyta; Magnoliopsida; Gentianales; Rubiaceae
Source: the annotation of a GenBank genome assembly
UAAUGAGGCAGCACAUACCCAAAUAAAAAAUUCUUCAAUGUUUUUCUUUCUUUUUAUUUUUUUCUUUUUUAAGAAUAAAAUUACAUUUUGCUUGUAACAAAUAUAAAAAUGUUGAUAAAAAAAUCAUAAUACGAGGAAAGAACAAGAAAAAGAAAACUAUACAAAGAAAAAGAAAACUAUAAAAAUCAUCAACAACAUGGGUGCGUUUGGGCGUGGGUGGCUAACCAAAAACAUUCCUUGUAGCUCUCAUGUCAGCCAGAUCUCUUCCUUGAUUCUAAUCACAUUCAAACCAUUUCGCUUUUCUUUCUUGCUCCAUCAUCUGUUUCAAGUGUUUUCUGUAGCUUUUUUUUUUUUUUGGUCCUUUGCCAGAUUAACUAAAUUUUAGCUUAUUGGAUUGGACCACUUUGUUCAUCUUUAAAGUCUGUUUAGCUGCAUUCUCUGCGUGGUUAAUUUUUACGGGCUAGCUUUAAGGAUCCGCAAGCAAUAAUUUUUACGCCUUUUAUCCCCUCUUUCUUGUUAAGAGUAUACUUUGGUUUGGAUUUGGAUUCAAAAACCCAUCUUGAACCUUCCUGAAUAGUAAAGUCCUUUCUCUUUCAUUUUGUGAGUUAAUUUUUUCCUAAUUUAAACCCAUCCCCACAUGGUUAAUCUCUCUAAUUUGGUACGUUUUCUGGUUAGUUUCUUUUGAAGCUGCUCUGUUUUGGGUUUUUGUUGACUUUUGUUGGUACUCUGUUUUUUGAUCCACUAAGAAGAGUUCUCUGCUACAGAAGAUUCUGUUUUUUGCUUUUUUGGUGAUACCAUUUUUGGCGAUCGAUUAAAGUUCGAAACUUGCUGAUUUGCUUGUAAGUUGAGAUGCAAUCGAGACUCUCAUUUCAGGGUUCGGUAGUAAAAAAGUAACUGCUCUUGAGGUUUUUUUUUUGGAGUGUUUCAAUUUGUGGAGUGUUUGGUUUUGCAAAUAUGCCCGGAGAAAAAGAUUGCCGGAAUUGCUGGUGAGGUUUAGAUUCAGGCGAAUUUGAUCGAUGGAGAACGGUAAAGAUGUUGCAGCUGUUGGAAAUAGGACGAAUCAAAGUAGGGCUUUGCCUAAGAGGCUGAUUCAGUUACUUUUGUUGUUUUUGGGGUUGUGCUUCAUUUUCUCGGUUGUGAGCGUAUACAUGAUUAGGCUUUAUGGGGCUAAGAGUAUAGUUGCCACCUUAAAUCCUAGUUUACAGGCUUGUGCUGGUGAGAAACCCUUUAGUUUAGAUCGUUGGAUUAAGCCCCCUUCCGAUUUGCUUCAUUCGAUGGCUGAUCAGGAGUUGUUUUGGAGGGCAACAAUGGCACCCCAAAUCAAGAAGUAUCCAUUUGACAGGGUUCCCAAGAUUGCCUUUAUGUUCUUGUCUAAGGGGCCAUUGCCAUUAGCACCUCUUUGGGAGAGAUUUUUCAAGGGCCACGAUGGGCUUUAUUCAAUAUAUGUUCAUUCAGUGCCCUCCUUUCAAGCAGAUUUUCCUAAGUCAUCUGUUUUCUAUGGCCGGCAAGUUCCCAGUCAGAUGACAGAAUGGGGCAAGAUGAGUAUCUGUGAUGCUGAGAAAAGACUUGUAGCAAAUGCAUUGCUUGAUAUCAACAAUGAGUGGUUUGUUCUGCUAUCCGAGUCAUGCAUACCGCUCUAUAAUUUCAGCGUCAUCUACCAUUACAUAAGCAAAUCAAGAUACAGCUUUGUUAGUGCAUUUGAUGAUCCUGGUCCAUUUGGGAGAGGUCGCUAUAAUUUGGGGAUGGCACCAGAAGUUAAUAUUACCCAGUGGCGAAAAGGUUCACAAUGGUUUGAAGUAAAUAGAAAGCUUGCUCUUUCUCUAGUUGCAGAUACCAAAUUUUAUGUAAAAUUUGAGGAGUUUUGUAGACCGGCAUGCUAUGUGGAUGAGCAUUAUUUCCCAACGAUGUUAACAAUUGAAGCAGGUGACCAACUGGCCAAUAGAAGCCUUACUUGGGUGGACUGGUCAAGAGGUGGAGCUCAUCCUGCAACUUUUGGAGCUGCAGAUAUUACUGAACAGUUCAUGAAGAGACUUAUUGAGGAUCAGACCUGUAUGUACAACAACCAGCCUUCUUCAAUCUGUAACCUUUUUGCAAGAAAAUUUGCCCCUAGCUCGCUGGAACCUCUAUUCUUGUUGGCACCGAAGUACUUGGGAUACUAAAAAAGGGCUUAGAGAUCCAUUUCUGAAUACAGUUAGAAGGUUAGAAGAUACGAAAUACGGUGGAAGAAGGGUUCAAGUUCGUGCAGGUCAAGCCAAAUUUUGUUGACUGUGCUUACAUGUAGGCUACAAGUAAGAUGAAGCUUUUCUUAUCACUUGCGCAUGUUUAGAACCCUUGUCACGACUAGAAGAGCUUAUUUAGAUGUAAAGAUGGUAUAUGAAGGUUGAUUCUAGUAUUUAUACAGGUUCAUAUUAAAGUUUAAAUGCAAUAAAUUUAGGUCUUUCUCUCUGUAGUUCUGUUUUUUUAUUUAUUUUAUUUUAUUUCUUUCCUAGACGAAGGUCAGUAAGGUUUUUGAAAUUUUUUCCCUUUACAUUGCAC